CAGUUUUCAUUCACAGCGACGAGGGAUCGUCUUAAGCUUGAAAGCGAGUAUCGGAGGUUUUUUUUUGGUGUUACUCACAUUAGCUACAAUGGCCAAGGCAGUCCCGGAGGAAAUAUUAAUGAAUCCCACGCUCAUAAGAAGCUUGGCGGAUGUAGCAAAAGAAUCAGCACUUAUGCACGGCGUUCUAUUACGGAUCAAAGAAACCCCCAGUUCAUCAGAGUUGGUGACCUAUGCCCCGUUCUCACUCUUCCCCACGCCUGUGAAUCAAGCUGUGUUCCAGCAAGCUCUGACAGUGCAGCCACACUAUAACACACUGGUGGACAAGGUCAGCCAGGAUCCUGACUUUCUGGAAGAGGCACUUUCCAGCACCAUUGCAGUGGAUGAUUUCACAGCAAGGUUGUUCAAGAUCCACCAACAUAUUUUGAAAGAAGGACGGGCUCAGCCUGUUGUGUUGGGUCUCAACCGGUCUGACUACAUGUUGGACCAGCGAGAGGAUGGGACAUCAGCACUGAAGCAGAUAGAGAUCAACACCUUCGCAGCUAGUUUUGCAGGUCUCGGUGCACGCAUGGCAGAUGUACAUCGACACAUCCUUAAAGUGGCUGGCCGGCUGGACAUGAGCCAAUGCAUCCGAGACAACAAUGCUGUAUAUGGUCUGACAAAGGGGCUUGCUAAGGCCUGGGAACUCUAUGGGUCAGAGAAGGCAUUCGUCAUGUUUUUGGUGGAAGACAUUUCAGUCAACAUCUUCGAUCAACGAUGUGUUGAGAAUGAAUUGUGGAACAGAAACAUCCCAUCAGUAAGAAGGACAUUUGAUGAUGUCUGUAGAACUGGAUCCCUCGAUCAGGACAAAAGACUAUUUGUUGAUGGCCAAGAGGUUGCAGUGGUCUACUUCAGAUAUGGCUACAUGCCUCAGAACUACACUUCUGAAGAGACUUGGAAUGCCCGUCUUCUGAUGGAGCGCUCUCUGGCUGUCAAAUGUCCAGAUAUCAGCACUCACCUUGCUGGAACCAAGAAGGUCCAGCAGGUACUGGCUAGACCUGGGGUUCUGGAGAAGUUCUUUCCCGACCAGCCUGAAGCAGUUGAGCAGAUCAGAGCAACAUUUGCAGGCCUCUACACUUUAGACAGGGGUCCAGAAGGAGAUAAAGCUAUUGCAAUGGCUUUAGCAGCACCAGACAGAUUUGUCCUGAAGCCUCAACGAGAAGGAGGAGGCAACAACAUCUAUGGAUCAGAGAUAUGCAAAAUGCUCGAGGCAGUGAAGGAGACCACAGAGAGGUCAGCCUAUAUUCUGAUGGAUAAAAUCCAACCUGUUCCUGUACAAAACUACCUGAUCAGACGAGAUGCUCCACUCCAAAUCACCAACUGUCUCAGUGAACUUGGAAUUUUUGGAGCAUAUGUCAGGAACGAUAAAGAGAUGGUUAUGAAUGAGGUUGCGGGUCAUCUUCUGCGGACCAAGAGCUCAGAACACGUAGACGGUGGCGUAGCUGCAGGAGUAGCUGUGCUUGACAAUCCUUUAUUCAUCUAAACUUAGAACCACAAUUCAAAAAAGUUUGUACAGUCUGGAAAAGGGAUGAAAAAACAAAGAAAAUGCAGU
This is a messenger RNA of Thalassophryne amazonica, 1588 nucleotides long. RefSeq names its product glutathione synthetase (gene gss). The record is from RefSeq and is a predicted model, not a curated record. The coding region runs from base 89 to 1519 and encodes 476 amino acids. Gene Ontology annotation, cellular component: cytosol. The transcript is spliced from 13 exons. Gene Ontology annotation, biological process: glutathione biosynthetic process. Gene Ontology annotation, molecular function: glutathione binding; glutathione synthase activity; ATP binding. Lineage: Eukaryota; Metazoa; Chordata; Actinopteri; Batrachoidiformes; Batrachoididae.